This is a messenger RNA of Aspergillus glaucus CBS 516.65, 1659 nucleotides long. Its product is annotated as HECT-type E3 ubiquitin transferase. Gene Ontology annotation, molecular function: cyclin binding; ubiquitin conjugating enzyme binding; ubiquitin protein ligase activity. Lineage: Eukaryota; Fungi; Ascomycota; Eurotiomycetes; Eurotiales; Aspergillaceae. Gene Ontology annotation, biological process: protein autoubiquitination; protein monoubiquitination; protein polyubiquitination. The transcript has 3 exons. Bases 84 to 1424 code for a protein of 446 amino acids. Gene Ontology annotation, cellular component: nucleus; ubiquitin ligase complex; cytosol. The record is from RefSeq and is a predicted model, not a curated record.
UCAGAGCAGAGCAAAAUCAUGUACUAACGCACAGCACUGCUAAAUCAUCAAUCCCCAAAAUCCAAUCUUCCACAGAAGACAAAAUGGUGUCUUCAAAUACAGAAACCCAACUCACUUUAACCCUCCACGCCGAAUUCCUCCCCAACAUCCGCCAAACAACCCUCUACAUCUCCCUCCCCACGAACCUCGACCCGAUCAUCUCCCUCUCCGAGUCCCGUCGCGCAGUGACAGUUUCCCUCCCAGAACCAUAUGACGAUGUAUCGGAGACGAUCAAGCUCCCCGCGCGCGUGAAUGAUGCGGCCCGGCGCGUUUUGGAGGGGCAACAUACUGGAGCUGGGAAUGGGACUCGUGAGAAGGGAGGAUCAGGAUCAGGACCAGGGCCAGGGAGUGGGAACCGGGAAGAAAGGGAAUUAUCGUUCAGAAUGCAGAUCGAUCCCGAUGAUACAGGCGGCGGGUUACUACGUCCUGAGGAUGAAGUCACGAACGAGGAAUACGUUCCCUGGAUGGCUGGUGAUAUGGGCUCAUAUACUCGGCUAGGGUGUCGGGGGUGCGGAAAUGUGGUUUUGGAUUGUUCGCCUACGCCUGCACCUGGUAAUACUGGUAGCGGGUGGGUGUGGAAAGACCUGCCUAGUGGGAAUUGGGCGGAGAUGAUGGAUUUCUGGCAUUGUCACAAGCCGGAUACUCACGACCAUGAUCAUGGCGAUCAUACGGUGUCGAUUGAGGAGCGAAACUCGCAGGUUAAAGGCUAUGGAGCUGCCAAUCAGGUCGUGGCGAGUUCAAGGACAGGGCUUGUUGACGUGGCGACGUUUUUGGUCGCUGAGGGGGAUUGUAGGGGAUUAAAGAUCCAAAACGAGAUAUCUAAGACAACGAGUAUAACCUGCACACAAUGCAACGCCCUGAUAGCCCUGGAAGACCCGAUAGCCAACGGCUGGCGACUCCUCAAAGCAGCCUUGUCCGCGUACACCCCGACCAAGCCUGAAGAAGACACAACCGAAGAAAAAGGAACAUGGCAAACCCACCCCACAGAAACAGUGGUAGCAGCACAACUCCUCGAACUCGUCGAGCGAGAAAGUGCCCGCCGCUUCGUCGUCCACACCGGCGGGAAAGGUGGCCUUCUCCUAUGGGUCUUCAACCCCGACCUCCGCUACUCCACCACCAGCACCACAAAAAGCAACACCACAACCGCCCGCCGCGGCAUGAAAAUCCUCUACCAAGAAACCUCCAAUACCGAAGACCUGCUCAGCCCUGAAAACGGGAAACCGUCAUCGUUAUCGCUUGAGGAACUUGAGUUACCGAGUGAAAUCUAUAAGAGUGUUUAUCAGACGCUGGGGGAACGGAAUGCGAUAUUACCGGUUUCUGCAAGGGGGUUUCGGGAGUGGAGGGUUGGGAUUUUGGAGAGAUUUGAACGUCUGAAUACAAAUUGAGUGGUGCUUGGAUUGGUGGGGGUUUGGGCGUGGUAUGGCAUGGAUGUUGUGUGAUGUACAAUGAUAAGGGAGAGGGAGAAGGCUGUGGUUACGCAAGGGCAGGGGAUUGCUUUUUCGGGGAUCUUAUCACCGCUUCUUCGACUUUGCUCGCUCUUUGGAUUCAUUCAUCUCCCUUAUGAUUGAGUUUUGAUCAAAUCGAAGGGUAACCCUUAUUACCACGAUCCACGCUGCAGUG